AUGGGCGGUUUGACCUCUAACCUCUCCGGAAGGUCAAGCGACUCCCCUACAGCGGUAGGGCAGCGGCCUAGUUCGCAGGCACGGGGCGGCGCCGGGGGCGUGGCGUGGCGGCGCCGGGGGCGUGGCGUGGCGGCGCCGGGGGCGUGGCGUGGCGGCGCCGGGGGCGUGGCGUGGCGGCGCCGGGGGCGUGGCGUGGCGGCGCCGGGGGCGUGGCGUGGCGGCGCCGGGGGCGUGGCGUGGCGGCGCCGGGGGCGUGGCGUGGCGGCGCCGGGGGCGUGGCGUGGCGGCGCCGGGGGCGUGGCGUGGCGGCGCCGGGGGCCGGGGGCGGGGCGGCGCCGGGGGCGGGGCGGCGCGAGCGGCGGUCAGGCUAACUUGUGGUCAGUCCGUGGCGUGGGCGGUGUUCACGGUUCCCCCUUUCCAGGCCCGGUUCUGGCGCCGCCGCCAGCCUCUCGGUCCCUGAGCAGGUCCGGCCAGGCCGGGAGCGACACCGAGGCCCUGGCGCAACCACCGCCACCACCGCCGCCGCGGGCGCAGACCUCGCCGGGGCCGGUGAAGGUGGGCACCGCCCCUAACCGUCGCCUGGGCAGCGUCCGCGGAGUGCUUGUGUCUUCGCCGCCGGGGCGCCGGGCCCGCCUGUCGUCUCCCGGCACCGGCCGCUCGUCUUCUGAGGCCCGCGAGGAGCUGCGGCGCCGCCUCUUGGGCCUAAUCGAGGGUAACCGAGUGAUGAUCUUCAGCAAGAGUUACUGUCCGCACUGCACGCGGGUUAAAGAACUGUUUUCUUCUUUGGGCGUUCAGUGUAAUAUCUUGGAACUUGAUCAAGUUGAUGAUGGGGCCAAUGUUCAAGAAGUGCUGUCAGAAAUCACUAAUCAGAGAACUGUGCCCAAUAUUUUUGUGAAUAAAGUGCAUAUGGGUGGAUGCGAUCGAACUUUCCAGGCACAUCAGAGUGGUUUGUUACAGAAGCUCCUUCAGGAAGACUCAACAUAUGAUUAUGACCUCAUUGUCAUUGGGGGCGGUUCUGGUGGCCUUGCGUGUGCUCAGGUAUGAAAAUAAUGAAACUCA
Molecule: messenger RNA, 1059 nt
Organism: Neofelis nebulosa (Clouded leopard)
Lineage: Eukaryota; Metazoa; Chordata; Mammalia; Carnivora; Felidae
Product: thioredoxin reductase 3-like
Exons: 5
Coding region: 1-1044 (347 amino acids)
Biological process (GO): cellular response to oxidative stress
Cellular component (GO): cytoplasm
Molecular function (GO): glutathione disulfide oxidoreductase activity
Source: RefSeq, a predicted model, not a curated record